This is a messenger RNA of Beauveria bassiana ARSEF 2860, 1617 nucleotides long. RefSeq lists its product as uncharacterized. The record is from RefSeq and is a predicted model, not a curated record. The transcript is spliced from 2 exons. The coding region runs from base 1 to 1617 and encodes 538 amino acids. NCBI's taxonomy places the organism in Eukaryota, Fungi, Ascomycota, Sordariomycetes, Hypocreales, Cordycipitaceae.
AUGAUGAACCGGCUCCCCCGCGAGCUUGUCGAAGAGAUUGUGCUAGUCUUUGCACACACGGCCGCCAAAAAUGACGUCCUGACCACGCGGCUCGUCUGCCGCGACUUCAACCACCUCCUGCGGCCCAUCGGCUGCCGCACACUUAACCUAGACUCGACCCGUCUCAACAAGCACUCCAAGCACUCCAAGCCUCGCCCAGAAGGCCUGCAGACGAUAGGCCAUCGCUGCAAGGCCCUUCACAUUGACAUGACUGUCUUGCGAGAUGACUACGAAGUUGAGACGCUGAGCACGCUGCUGCAGAGCCUCCCAAGCAUGGACGCCUUUUGCCGUGCCUUGCGGCACAAGUACUCCUUUAGCGAGACGGCGUUUACGGAGCACGACUUCUAUCAGGCUACCGCCGAGAUGCUCUUUUACUGUCGCGACGUUGACCGCGCGCGCAUCUGCCUCCCAUUCCCCGUCAUGGGCGUGCAGUGCAGCGCCGCCACGCGUGUCCUCGCCAACGCGCUCAAGGCCCUUGCCCAGCGGCCUGACGAGGACUCGACCGCGCUCGCGGCGCUCGUCGUCGACGGCGUCGCGGAUGACACCCUAUGCGAGCUCUGGAUGAACCCCUCGGAUGUUAUGAACAUGCAAGCGCUUCUCCCGUCUGUUGAGACGCUCGUCCUUGUCGUCCGCCGCCUCGGCGCCGGGUCCUUUUCUGCUACCGUGUUUGGCGUCGCCAUGUGGAACAUGAUCUGGCACGCGGCGCGGCUCAAGUCGCUCUGCCUGGCGGGCUCGAACAUGGUCCGGUCCGAGGACGGCACGUUGCAGCUGACGACGCUCGACAACAUGGACCGUGCCCAGUGGCUGGAGAAGCGGUUCCCGGGCCCUGGCGCCCAACUGACCCUACCUAAGCCUGCCUAUCUGGAGCUCAAGAACAUCAUGAUACUGCCAGAGGAUCUGCUGCGCAUUGCGGCCGCCUUUGGGCCGUCGCUAGAGGAGCUGCACAUGACGAAUGUUUGUAUCAUGACGCAGCAGUCUUUGACGGAGAAUACGAAUUCAGAUAUGCAUCUCUGGGUCGGGCUCCCCAACCAAGAUCCCGGCGAGCGUCUGUGGAUGGCGAUGCGAUUCCGCGCUCUGAUGCCAAAGCUGCGCAUCUGCCGCUGCUCCUACCUCAACUACAAGGUCUUGAUCGGCGCCGGCCUACCUCACUCUUACGACUUUGACUACGCCGACCCCUCGGGGCUCGGCCGUUUCGUCUCCCAGCGCUUCGUCGAGGUGGUCACCGGCGUUCGCCAGCCCCGCCUCUCCUCGGGCGAGCCCGCGUACAUGCGACCGCACGAUCCAGAGCACAACGAUCUCCUCCACAACCUCGCUGAACGGCGCUCGCGCCUCCCCAUGGCCGAGCAUGACUACAACGCGCACAGGCUCGCCUCGAUGGAUCGGCGGCCCGACUACCAAUACAGCAUCGACGGCCUGUUUCGCAACUGCGUCGACAGCUCCAUCAAGGAGCUGACUUAUAUCGCGGAAAUGGUCCGCGAGGGCGUCACGGUGCUACAGGAGCAGACGCGGAACGGCGUUCAUGGCGUGGAUACGCUGGCGCCGGACUUGCUGGCGCCGGAUCCGCCCGCAACGGGUUGA